Podarcis muralis (Common wall lizard) is the source of this 1590-nucleotide messenger RNA. Lineage: Eukaryota; Metazoa; Chordata; Lepidosauria; Squamata; Lacertidae. The record is from RefSeq and is a predicted model, not a curated record.
GCUCUGUGCCAGAUGACAACGGAGAGAGGCUCCUCUAGUUCUUAGACAGGAGGACAAAGCCUGAGUUUGAGAGCAGUGUGUGCUAGAGGAAAAAGCUGCAGGCUGGAAAGGCAGAGCUCUCUCAACCAUCACCCAUGGUAGAUUUAUGCUUGAAACCAAGGCUGUGGCUUUGGGAUAAACAAAAAUACACCUUUGGGGUGUUAAUACUGUGAACCCCUCCAUCCUAGACUCAGGUUAUAUAUUUGUAUAAAGAAACCAUAUAUCCUAAAGAAACCAUAGUUUCCCCUGUGUAUCAUUUCCAAAAGUUAAAAUGAACCCUGGGUAAGCACUUGGAAUCUCACCCCCCUCAGAGAUUGGAGAGGUAUGCAACAAUAGGCUUUGCAACAUGAGACUAUUGAGGGUGCUGCCCAUGGAGUUAUGGGGUGCGCUAAGGUUAUUUGUUAAAGUACAGCAAUGCAGUUAAAAAACAAAAAACUUAAAUGAAGCUUUUAACUUAAAAACAAACAAAAAUGUUAAAACAAAGUGGAUUUUAAAGCUGUGCUUUAAAACAAAAAAACACCAAAUAAUCCCAAACUCUCCAAUGCUCUGCAAGCAGCAUUUUAGACAGUCCCACUUCUUGCAAAGCCCACUGGACCUAUUGAAACAGAUUUGUGUGUAUGUGAAUGUGGGAGAAAGGAGACAUGGAUCACUCCAAUUUGUCUUGGUGCACACCCUUAUUAGAUGGCAAUGUGCUUCCUUCAAAAUGUGGGAGCAGCUCAACCACUUUUCAUGAUGGCUUCAGACCACCAAGCAUCAAAACAGCAGCAAGCCAGUUCCAAGAUUGUCGUCUUCGAGCAGGAGAAUUUCCAGGGUCGCUGCCAUGAGCUGAAUGUGGCUUGUCCCAAUUUGAAGGAGGUUGGGCUAGAGAAAGUGGGCUCCAUCCUGGUGCAUUCAGGCCCAUGGGUUGGCUAUGAGCAGGUGAACUGCAAAGGGGAGCAAUUUGUCUUUGAGAAAGGAGAAUAUCCCCGCUGGGACUCGUGGACCAACAGCCGGAGGAGCGACAGCAUCUCUGCCUUGAGGCCCAUCAAAGUGGACAGCCAGGAGCACAAGAUCGUCCUCUAUGAGAACCCCAGCUUCACGGGAAAGAAGAUAGAGAUCAUCGAUGAUGACGUGCCCAGUUUCCAUGCCCAUGGCUACCAGGAGAAGGUGUCCUCUGUGCGCGUCCAGAGUGGCACAUGGGUGGGAUACCAGUAUCCUGGCUACCGAGGCUACCAAUACCUCUUUGAGAAGGGGGACUAUAAGGACAGCGCUGAGUUUGGUGCUCAGCAGCCCCAGAUCCAGUCGGUGCGGCGAAUCCGGGACAUGCAGUGGCAUCAGAGGGGGGCCUUCCAUCCUGCCAGCUAAGCCUCCCACUCCCCUUCGCUGCUGCCUCCAGACUGGGGAGGGGGUGAGAGUGUGCUCUGAGAGAGCCAGCAAGGGCCCUGACCUGGUCAUCUACCCCCUCCCCACCAGCUGGGGCCGCCUCUUCUGCACGCUCAUGUGUGUGAGUAACUGUUCUUGCUACUGCUGCCAUCACCAUGGAAUUGCCUGAAUAAAGCUUUGCCAUUCGAA